Messenger RNA from Penicillium brasilianum, 1483 nucleotides. NCBI's taxonomy places the organism in Eukaryota, Fungi, Ascomycota, Eurotiomycetes, Eurotiales, Aspergillaceae. The record is from the annotation of a GenBank genome assembly.
AAUGAACUAGUCACCCCGGAACUCUGGGGCUCAUAGAACCGAGACCGGGUACACUGCGAGAUCGAUUUACACUUUCCCCACUAAUACAUCCCGAGGGAUGCGACGACGACAGCUCCGGCUGCUUGAAAGUAUCCGUCGCAGCAGUGUACGAUUUUCCAGACAUACAAGUCCCCGCUUUUGCUUUCGCGGGUUUACCAGCGCAUCGCAACUUCUGGGUCUGGGCUGCACGCCAGCAAUACCCACAGCGUCGACGCUAAUGGCACCCCUCAAUGCUGCUUCGCAGGAAGCUAUCGAUCGACUACGCGGUUAUACGCCCCCGCCAACGGCGUAUAGCGAGGUUCCGCUGUCUAGGCGGGCGGCGGUGCUGAUUCUGCUUUAUGCCGAUCUCCAGGGCGACCUAAGAGUCGUGAUUACGAUUCGGGCCAAGACAUUGAAAUCAUACGCAGGAGAAGCUGCUUUACCAGGAGGCAAAGCAGACACCCUAUCAGAAACGGCCUUCCAAACCGCUCGCCGCGAAGCGUGUGAAGAAAUCGGCCUACCCGAUAUCUCUCAGCCACUGCCGCCACCCUUCUCGGUCGAGCAUCUCUGCGAGUUACCGGCGAACCUGGCCAAAACCGAGCUGGUCGUGCGGCCGUGCGUUGCGCUGCUGCACUCGUUUGACCCGGGUACGGGUGCCAAUGCGGAUCCCGAGACUGAGUUGAUUCCUCGACUGGAUGCGCGUGAGGUUGCGGCCGUGUUUACGGCGCGGUUUGACGAUUUUUUGAGCUUGAGGAAUUCGGAGGGAAGGGGGGCAGAUGAUUGGUAUCGGGGCUCUUGGAGUCUGUGGCAUAAUAGUAACUGGAGGAUGCACCAAUUCUUUGUCCGCAGCGCCAACCACGCGAUCAAGCCGCGCAGUCCGGGCAACGAGGCCCAAAAUGCCGCCGUCGACAGGUUGAGCCAACAAGAAUCGUCCGGGCAGGUCCAGCAUUAUCGGGUAUUUGGAAUGACGGCACGGAUUCUCGUGGACGCGGCUCGGGUCGCGUUCGCGCGGGAGCCGGAAUUCGAGCACAACAGCCACUUUGGGGACGAAGAGAUGAUUGCCAAGUUACGGCGAUUGGGCCGGUUGAGCGAGGUACGUCGGCCGGGAGAUGAAUUGACCAGGGAGACGAUGGAGAGGGCGGCCAAAUUGAGUUAGAUGGGGCAGGAUAUCCGAUAUACAGAGUGACUUCGAUGAGUAGAAUUGUCUAUAUUGUCUAUAUUGUCUAUACAGUUAGGUCGUCCAGUACGGAGAGAGUCUAGACUGGACGCGGUCGAUAAGAUAGUCAGCUCAGCCAUGGACGGACAGCUGGGCAGCUGGACUAGGCGGGCCUCAGCCAUGGCCCUAGGGGGAGGGCCAAGGCACCAGAAAGAAUGAGAAACUAGCUUAGGAUCUCUAGAUUGGGUUAGAUUGCAUAAUUCAACCAUGUGGACUUCGACCUGCCAGGGCCAGAAUGAUCAUCCCAUC